Rasamsonia emersonii CBS 393.64 is the source of this 324-nucleotide messenger RNA. RefSeq lists its product as uncharacterized. NCBI's taxonomy places the organism in Eukaryota, Fungi, Ascomycota, Eurotiomycetes, Eurotiales, Trichocomaceae. The transcript has a single exon. The record is from RefSeq and is a predicted model, not a curated record.
UUGGCUGUUCAAAGCAAGCAACUACUAUUAUCAAUCCUUGUCUUUGCUACGACAGGCGGUUGCACGGAACCUGGACGGCUCGCACAACAUGGAUGCCGUUGGGUCUCCGAUCCAGAUCAUGUGCCAGGAUCUGGGUCUCGACACUGGCAGCUUAGACGACAUGCGCUCGCCGGAAGUGGCACCGCCUGCCUCGGUGUCCGGGAACGUGGACGACAUAUUGACCGCUUCGGUGAUCCUGACUAUUUACGAUCUACUAGAUACCCCAGGUCCAGAGUGGGAAGCGUGAGUGUCAUCCGUCCGGUUAGGUUUGAGACUCCAAGCUGA